AAACAGAUAGCCAAAUAGAAGAAGAAUAGCCUUUAGAGCAAAGGAGAGGUUUAAGCUUUGCAUUGAGCUCACUCAGCGGUCAGAUGGGAGCAGGGAGGGGACCCUGCUUUGCCUCGAACUACAAAGCUGCUCUCCGAAAGAUUUUUCUCUGACAUUUCCACUAGGCUGUGGAGGAGGUAGAGGUGGAGGAGACAAGAGGGGGGCUGAACAGAGGGGCUUAGAGAAACAAAAGGAAACCAGCUGCAGAACUUCCUGAAGAGAGGGAGAGGAUUAUUUAUUUUUUUUAAAAAAAGGAAAAGAAAAAAAAAGUAGGAAAAGGAGGUUUAGCAGCCAGGAUCUGUGAGCCUGCCCUGAGAUCAACCUCUCCCACAAUGACCAGUGCGAUCCUGAGGAGGAAUUCCAGCAAACAAGGCUUACAGAACCUCAUAAGGCUGACAGCACAGUGGAGUGUAGAGGAUGAGGAGGAGGCAGCGAGAGAGCGGCGUAGAAGGGAACGGGAGAAACAGCAGCGGUCCCAGGCAGAAGAUGGCUUGAACAACACCAACUCCUUCUCAGAGAGUGGGCUGCCAGUCCAGGAAAACCAGUUUGACUUUAAGCCCUCAGGGACCUCAGAGCUGGAAGAGGAUGAGGGGUUCAGCGACUGGUCUCAGAAGCUCGAGCAGCGCAAACAGAGGUGGGCUGCAGAGGGAACACAAGAGGGGGAGCGAACAUCCCCCAGGGAAUGGACACAGGCCCAGGAAGCAGCACCUACCUGCAGAGAAGAAAGGUCUCCAAGACACUCCUAUGAGGAAGAGGACAGUGGUCUGAGGGAAGCUGAAGUCAAGCUGGAGCAGGUCCAGCUGAAUCAGGAGGGCCCGGAGGAGAUUCCCGGGGAGAAUGAGAUGAGGCAGGAGCCGCUGGAGACAGAGGAGCCUCUUCAACUUUUUGAGGAAGAAUGCAUUCAAGAGCAGAAGCAAGAAGAGGAGGAGGAGGAGGACGACGAGAAAGCUGGGCAGGAGGAGAAAAAAAGGAGGAGGAAUGAGGAGGCGGAGACACCAGAAAAACGCCAGAAAGCACCGAGCACCUCCAGCGUGGAAGGGGAAGAGGAUGAACAAUGUGAUGGCCAGUCCCCAACGAGUUCCACAACGAUCACAGACCGAACUGAAUCCCUGAACCGCUCCAUAAAGAAAAGCAACAGCGUGAAGAAGACUCAGCCACCACUUCCUGUUUCCAAGAUUGAUGACAGACUGGAGCAGUACACUCAUGCCAUUGAGACAUCCGAGAAGGUUCAGAAACUCGUCCGACAAUCUUCCCUUGAACUUACCACCACAAGCAUGGUUGUAGCCAGCACAAAAAGCCUCUGGGAGACUGGAGAGGUUGCAGCUCAGUCCUCUAAGUCGCCAUCCUGUAAGGAUAUUGUGGCUGGAGAUAUUGUGAAUAAGCGAAGCAUGUGGGAACAGAAGGGUACCCCCAAAAAUGAAGGCAACAUCAAGACCACCGCUUCUGGCAAGAAGUACAAGUUUGUAGCGACUGGACAUGGCCAGUACAAGAAGGUGUUGAUAGAUGAUGCAACGGAGCAAUAGCGUGUGUGGAGUACCAAUCAACCAGCAGAGCUUGGUCCUGGCUAGAUGCAACCCUGUACUCAACGCUGAUGCUUCCUCUGCUAUAAGGGAGAUCACUGAAGGAUGUCUUUCUCCCAGUCCCUGGUGGGCAACUUCUCUUUGCUCCAGAACAGCCUGGCUGUAUCCUCGGGUGGGAGCAUCACCCCACGCUGCUUUCAUGUGGAUGAAAGGAACAUAAUCAGCUGGCUAUUGUUCCUCACUUUAACUUUCUAAAUGACUCUUUGCUGUUUUGUAUUUGGCUCCUCUGGGCCCUUCUGUUUCCAUGCUGGAGAUGGGAGGCACUUUGGCCCUCUCUAAUCUCUCGAACAUACAAGGAGAAGGAUCUGCCAACUUGCCUAAUCAAGCAGGGGGUAGAAGGUGUCUCAAUAACCAAUGAGAAACCUCCAGCUACUAACUCUUUGGGAGUAGGAGGGAUAAAGCUGAACAGAAAAAGAUUAAUGGGUGUAGUGGGGAAGCAGGGGGAAUGCUCAACAGAGAAGGUUGGUGGACUGAUUCUUAGAACCACCUCUACUCAGGCCUCCAUAAUCUGGUGGAGCCACAACUGUAUUGGCAACCUAGACCAUGUCGUAUGUAUCAAAGAACCACCAUGUUCUUCUGUAAGUGGGGAAAACUUACCUCCUGUUUUGUUUUUCCAUCUUUUCGCCUGUGCCUCUUCUGCUGUGAACUUUAAUACGAGGUGGGGAAAACCUAUAUGACUGACCCUCUCCUCUGCCUUUGUGUGGAUGUCUAGGCCAGAUUAGUCUAUUCCAGUUGAAUACAAGAUUCCAAUCCAGACUUUUCUAAUUCUACAGCUGUUUCCAUACCGAGGUGGUCCCUUCACCUGUCAAUCAGUGCCAGUCUGUUCCAGACUGACUGUCCCAUGUGACUAGUGGCAGCUCAGACUUGGGGUUUGAGCCCAUGCAGUAGCUCUUGCCUUUUGAUCUCCGCUGAUGAGUCUGAGGGUUCCUUUUCCAUUUGCUACAUACUCAAACCCACUGAGCUAAUCUUUUUAACAUGAGCCCCAGUGGAGCGGUGUGAAUAUUCCCAUUAAAGUGCAUCAGCAAACCUUGGCCAGUGCUCCUGUGUGUGGACUGUGUUGGUGCAGCUUGGAAACCAGCAAUCUUCACCACUUUUCUUCACCCAUUGGAGCUGCCUAGGUAGAAGGGUGUUCUGGGGAGGUAGGGGCUUGUUGUAGGGAUGGGGAGUGCCCCUGGAGAUUAGUAAACCUCAGACCUCCACAGUAACAGACAGGAUUUGGUUUGCUCCCAGUCCCUGCAAACUAACUCUCCUGGGUCAAUUUGUCAAUUCCUUCAUGUCCUCUAGCCCACAGUCUUUGGCACAUCCCUGAUCUCCUCUCAUUAAAAAUGUUUCUGUUCUUCCCCCUGCAGCUUGCUUCUGUUCUCCUCAGAUAGGAACCCCUGCCUUAUGGGGCCUCUCUCAUCCCUCAGUUUGCUUUCUGCUUUAAUUGAUUCUGUCCUGGAUUUAUUUUUUGUGUGUGAGCAUUUAAUAAAAUGUCUGAGGAAGAUAUUGUAA
This is a messenger RNA of Terrapene triunguis (Three-toed box turtle), 3113 nucleotides long. It is a transcript of the gene LSP1, whose product is annotated as lymphocyte specific protein 1. Gene Ontology annotation, molecular function: actin binding; myosin binding; calmodulin binding. Gene Ontology annotation, biological process: signal transduction; muscle contraction. The transcript has 11 exons. NCBI's taxonomy places the organism in Eukaryota, Metazoa, Chordata, Testudines, Emydidae. The record is from RefSeq and is a predicted model, not a curated record. The coding region runs from base 372 to 1562 and encodes 396 amino acids.